AUGAAAGACAUGUACGAGCUCUGCGGGACCAUUUCAAUGCAUGUCAUAGGUACACUCAACAACUCGCCUAGCCCCAACACAUCGUUUGAUCCCGAUCAUUUACUGCUAGAAACUACUCCCGGCAGCACUGUGCCAACCGUGCUCUGCCCUUCAAGCAGCCCUUUGUCGGUGCAGAUCGUUCUAUUUGACCGUCCCUCGUCUUACCGAAUGGAAUAUAUGUCCUUGGCUCCUAUUCCUUUAGUACUGGGAGAUAAACCCGUCAUCAACACUACACGAACGUUCGGUGAUGCUACAACAGCUUUGAACGAUCGGGAAGGGAGCGCGGCCAAAGCACGACUGAUCGAGAAACUCAAACUUCAUACCGUUGUACGUCGCCAGCCUUCGCAGAAAGAAAGGCUGCUUUCCACAAUUCUGACUCAGAUCAAUUGUUCUGGCGAGUUGGCGUCACUGAUCAAUAAUAACCUAUACCAUCUUAGAGGGAGGCAAAAACGAAGCCUGAGUGUUGGUGAGAAGGUUGUGCAGUCAGCUACAACGUUAAGAAAUUACGCGCAGGGUCUUGUGUGGCAAUUCGCAAUUACGUGGCUGUGGCCUUUCCUUAUUCGACUUCUGAUCUUCUUGCUUGUUUGCCAGCGAGUGGCAGCCGAGAUAGUUCUUCUUUUACUUGAAUGGAGACCCAAUUCUGAUUCUAGGGCGCUAAAGGAUCUUUCGGCAACUGCCCAGCAACUCGAUAUUCGGCUUCAACAGUUUUGCUAUUGGCCCAUCCAGAACAUGACCCUACGAAAAAGGAAACGUAGCUGGGAGAGCGUCACCGACAAGCAUCCCGAUUAUAUUCGCUUUUACAGCAGCCUGUGGCUUGUAGCUAACGAUAUUAUCAUCGGAAUGGCCGUGGGUUCAUACAUCAUUGACAAUGCAGAAUGGGUAGCUCAUCAAAUCUCGUUGGCGCUUAACGACUGGACCGUUGAGGGUUUGAUGAACGUGAUACGCUGGCUGAGAGAGUAUCCGGCGGGCCUCAAGCUCAACAAUGAGCUCGCUAAUUUUCUAGGCCGCCUUGUACUCCUUAUGAUUGAGUAUUUCAAAAGCUGGUUUGUUGCUUUACAGCCCUGGCUGCCGUCCAUCAUCUACUAUAUUGGCAUCGCAAGCUUCGCGGGAACGACCAUGCCAAUCGCUAUAUUUUCUGACCUGCUUUCACUAGCAACGUACCAUAUACUGUGCUUCUACACGGCUUUUGCACGCAUUUUCCACUGGCAGCUGACAAUCAUCUUGUCGCUCUUUCACCUCUUUCGCGGCAAGAAAAAAAAUGUGCUACGUAAACGUAUUGAUUCAUGUGAUUAUGACCUGGACCAGCUACUUUUAGGGACAAUACUCUUCACACUCCUCUUCUUCCUACUACCUACGGUCGUCGUGUUCUACCUGACGUUCACAACAGCUAGGAUGGGCGUCAUGUUCAUGAACGCGGCACUGGAUAUGUUACUAGCUCUUUUAAAUCAUUUUCCAAUUUUUGCAUUGAUGCUGAGAAUCAAAGAUUCUAGGCGCCUCCCAGGUGAAAUCUCUUCUUUCAAGAGGUGA
Bacidia gigantensis is the source of this 1566-nucleotide messenger RNA. RefSeq lists its product as uncharacterized. The transcript has 2 exons. Lineage: Eukaryota; Fungi; Ascomycota; Lecanoromycetes; Lecanorales; Ramalinaceae. The record is from RefSeq and is a predicted model, not a curated record. Bases 1 to 1566 code for a protein of 521 amino acids. Gene Ontology annotation, cellular component: membrane; endoplasmic reticulum. Gene Ontology annotation, biological process: GPI anchor biosynthetic process.